GGUGCUUAUGGUGGGGGUAGAACACGCUGUUAUCCUUUCCGGAGGUUGACGGUUGACGAGGAUACCACUGAAAUGCGAUUUCCUAAACAGUUUCAGUCACGGAAAUGCGACGAACUAUUAACGUCGGAAGUUUGCUUGUUACUGGAGCACCGACGACAGCAAAAUGAAGCAAGAGAUGAAAUUACUCUCAACUGCGCACGCCGUUUACCUCGGUUCGAAAGCCAUGAAACAAUUAAAGCUGUACGCGCCACAUUCUCUCAGAAACCUCUGCACAAGUUUGAAGUGGUUUAA
Molecule: messenger RNA, 291 nt
Organism: Angiostrongylus costaricensis
Lineage: Eukaryota; Metazoa; Nematoda; Chromadorea; Rhabditida; Metastrongylidae
Source: the annotation of a GenBank genome assembly